AUGGCUUUGGUGACUUUAGGUUACGAGCAAUUCACCCGGGUACAGCCUCCUAAGGUGAACAUUGCUCAAGAGUGCGUUCUCGAUCUAUGCUUGCUCGACUGCAAUGUGUCGGUGAAUGGUGGAAUUCCCGAAACCAAGGUCUUGCAUGCUCAGCAUGGCGUUCAGUUCCAAAGAAAUUUCACCGUAGGUUCUGUUUCCAACACUCUCUGGUGCUGGAGGCAGCCUGGCGUGGGCGAAGCUGAUCUCUACUGGGCGUCCUCUGGUCCUGAUGCUAUUAACUUAUUUGACGACUAUAAUAUGGCUUUCUGCCUCGAGCUCGGUGUGAACAUGUAUGACCCUUUCGAUUGGUGGUACCAGGUGGGCAACCUUCUCUCCAGCAACGGAACGGUUCUAUAUGAAGGUAAUCACAACGAAGACCUUAACGACACGAGUUGCCUUCUCAGCAUGCACGUAAGCCGGUGGUCAAACGGGUGGUUGACUCCAUCGUCGGACAUCAUGGCCAAAUUGCAGGAAACUUUGUCGUUGUCAGACACGUUCGAGGGUAUUGCGGCAAGCCUUACGCAGUUGGGUCGGGACUCUCGCCCCAGCGAAGUCACAGGCCAAGUGGGACUACCAGUCAUAUAUGUGCAUCUACGCUGGGAGUGGCUCAUUCUGCCGGCUGUACUGGAGGUGGCAGGCAUUGCACUUCUACUGUCGAUUAUGGUCAUGGCCAAACGCGCCAAGACACCGCUAUGGAAAGGGUAG
Molecule: messenger RNA, 744 nt
Organism: Exophiala xenobiotica
Lineage: Eukaryota; Fungi; Ascomycota; Eurotiomycetes; Chaetothyriales; Herpotrichiellaceae
Exons: 1
Coding region: 1-744 (247 amino acids)
Source: RefSeq, a predicted model, not a curated record